Actinia tenebrosa (Australian red waratah sea anemone) is the source of this 6352-nucleotide messenger RNA. RefSeq lists its product as uncharacterized. Lineage: Eukaryota; Metazoa; Cnidaria; Anthozoa; Actiniaria; Actiniidae. Gene Ontology annotation, molecular function: calcium ion binding. The record is from RefSeq and is a predicted model, not a curated record.
GUAUUCGCUUAGUUCCACGAAGAUAAGUAGAUCCAAACAGUAUGUUUUCUCACGACUGUAGGUUCGCAUGACGAUGUAAUGUAAAACUAAACUUGGACAGUAUUGUGAACAACUACGCUUUCUUCUUCACUGCGACAACAAGCAAAAAGAAACGAAUCCUAAAGUUUUUCCCUUGCCGUGAAGAAGCAAGAUGAAUAAGAUUAUUUGGUUAACGUUCCUUGGUUUUCUUGGAGGUUCUUUUGGGCAAAAUGACAUCAUCAUUCCUGUUCUUCAUAUGCCUUUUGUCAAUACCAAAUUGUUUAGGUCUUGGACAACAAUAGAUGAUGCAAAAGAAUUAGCCGAGAAGUUUACAGCCAUUCAUUUGGCGGAAAAAGAACCGAACGAUUAUAACAUAGUCAAAUUAUACGGCAUGACAAUUGCUGCUGUUGGUAACUACAUACAAUCUCACUACAUAAAUACCGGCAGCCCUCCUCCAGCUUCCUCGUUAUCGGAUAUUAACUAUUAUUGGUCUACCAAUAUAUCUAGAGAUGAUAUACACCGUACUUCAUUGGAAGCAAAUGAACUGGUGCAUUACACGUUUGGAGCUGUACAAGAAAUGAUGCUCACGAACAUAAGCCGAAAAAUGUCAAUAGAAUUGUCUAAAGUGGCGGUACGACUUGGCGUACCUACCAGGAACCUAAGUUACGCCUACGAUCCUGCCAAGUGGGACGAAGUUGUACAUGCUAUGGUUGCAGAAGGAAUAGUUAGUUAUGUGAGUCUUCUUGAUSUUGGUUCUGAGGACCGACUGYCAGACCUUGUCAGUCUUACCUUAAUCCAACUCAAAAAUGUCACCAUUGAUGCGUUCCUCASUUUACUGCCUCCAUUUCUACCAAAAAAAGCCUUGCUGGAUAAGAACAAAACAAGCGAGGUACUCACCUUUACGGRAAUAUCUAGUAGCUCUUCUGAAGCACUGAUAUACAAACUGGUGAACCUGACGACCCAAUUAACCGUGGAACAAUUUGGCAUUCUCUAUAAUCUUACUGCAGACCAAAUGAGAGCAACAGAGAGGAGCACUCUAAUGCAGUUAUCUCAGGCGUGUGGAAUAUCGAUGUCUCUUGUCUUACACAAGAACAUACCAAGUAUUGUAUGGGACACACUAGGAAACAUCGCCACAUCUGCUCCAUGUUCGACCAUGUUCAAAGUGAAGGGACAACUGGUUUCCUCUUUUAGCUUGACCAACGUACAACAAAUGACUGUUUUACAGAUUUUGCUUGGUAUUUGUAAUCAAUACUGGAAAUCCUGUCGCCUGACCAUGACCUUGGAGCCUUCUGAAUGGGAAUGUUUUGAUAGCGUAACUCUUACACAGGCUGCUACCAUCCUUUCUACAACUGAUGCGACAUUGCAAGGCAAACCAGUUCAUGAUGUGGUGUUGGGGAUGUCUCAAAAGUGUAAAGAAGGGAGUCACAGUCUUACAGCGUAUCGACAGAAGACAUCCAAUACCCUUCAAACSCUGUUCAACSYGACAGCAAGCCRACUGCAAACUUUGYUAGGAAUAACGCCUCAGACGUACGCAGGAUACACUUCAGCUCAGUUGGUAGAGGCAUACUUAAAUGCAUCUUCAAUGGAUCUUGGGAUUCCCUUAAAUACCAUGUUCAAUACAACAAGUAAAACAUUACAAGAGCUCUACAACUCCCCCACCUCUGAGCUUCAUGAGAUCAUACCUUUUAUAAUUAGAUCAGCUAUCAAAUCGCCAGCCUCUAAGCUGCAAGUGAGUGACAUUGAUACUUUUACACUGUUAGGAUUAUUUCCAGGUAAAAGUACCAUAGCCGAACUGAAGCUUGCCAUUAAAAAUGUUUUAYMAGCAAUUUUGKWGAGYAAAAACRAAUUUGAUAACGAGACACURAGCGUWUAYCUUACAGCUAAUUCCAUUAGYGAUGAGGUGUUUGGAGGAAACAGUACCCUCGCUGYACUCUUGGCAGCAACUGGGUUUGACAMUACAACACUAAAGAUAAUMUACCGCCUAACAGAMGAACAGCUUGMAGUGCUGUCUUUGUUGAACAUUAAASAGUUACRGAGGUAUUGUGRUCUUGRUCUGGCKASRCUCAAACAGCUUACUCCAUAUAAUGUUACUAUUGCUUUAGUUGGRAUUCAAAACGUGGAGGGAACGUGUAAGUCAACUAGGUUUUUCGUUGCAGCAAAGAGCAAAAACGUAUCAGAUCAUGAAGCAACAUGUUCUGCCCUUUCAAGUAAAUCAACCUCUUUGAUGAGAAUAGUUGAACAGUGUUCUGGACUUACUUGGCGCUUUAAUGYAAAGAUGUUUGGAGUAGCCAUGAGUGAUUGGCCACAAAUGGAUACGCUCAACAAGGACAAAAUACCAAGGACGUCAAGCUUGUCGGUUGAUACUGUCCAACACAAUACUCUGGAGAACCUGCUGAAAAAAGCUAAUGYAAUCCAYGCAGAAUUCAAAGUUUUCUAUAAAGGUUUGUUCSGAWCAUAUUCCACUGAAACUCUCAGUGUCCUCUUGACAACAUUUAGCACAAGUAAAGCUGAAGUCACACAGACGUUGAACAUCACAGMAGCUGMGUUUGAUGCCAWGACUCUUCUUUCACAAGUUGAAAAAGUACAAGAAUUUUUAAAGAAGAAGUACACUAUUACCUUCGCCUCGAUUGCWCCCGUACUAGAAGUCAWUCYCARUAAUAUCAAAUACUUAGCACCUACUGAAUGGCAAGAAMUGCUUCUCCCCUUAAARMAWGAGAUCGUUGCCAGUGGAAGYUUACAGCUGAAUGUCACCCRAAACAAUUUUAUAACCCUCCUACAAUUAAGCUCUAAUAUUUCAUCUUCCACACUGGCUCAGCUAGAGGUGGCAUGGGAUCGCGAGUUUGGMAGGUUAYUUAGUGGCAAGAAGUUUWCAGAAAACCAAACCAUUGGYGCUAUACAACAGCUUAGGAAUAUUAGCGAAGAGUCGUUAAAUGGCAUGACRUURCUGACCUUCUAUAAGGAACACUUAAGUCUCACAAAAGACGAAGUAUCUAUCCUCUUUAAAGCAAGUCCACAAGCCCUUGAAGUAUUGAAUGAGUUUUAUUUCCAAGAGAUACCUUGUUCUUGUGGGUUAUCAGAAGCCAGUCUUAAAAGCAAAACUCCAUAUCAACUGUUGACAACAAUGAUUGGUCAMAAUGAUGUGUCAUCUUGUCGUAACAUUGCCUUGCUUGUAGCAUUUASGCUGCUAAACAUCRACCAAGUUACUGCAAAAUUCAAUGUGACACUCAAUGAGACAACGCCUCUACUUACCAACAUCGAAAUGUUCGUURAUUUGCCAUUCGAAAAGAUCGCUUGGGGAUUAAAAGURAAUGGAUCUGAUUGGCCAAUAGUUGCUGCUGUGAGUUUGAACCACUUAGCAAAUGUCACUUCUACCACAGUUCAACAARUGAGAAAUCUCACGAUGGCUGACGUCACUAACAAAAUUGUAUCGAGUAAAGCACAUUUUACCUCACAGCUCAGUGCCCUCCAUAACACAYUAGUUGCACGAGCAUCAAGCAUCUUUGCUUUGUCAGCAUCCGGGACGUGUGGUCAAUGCAAUAUUCCUASYAGUGACAUCUUGAAGACUUUCCUUAGUCAUCUUGGUGGUAUAAYAUAUUUAGACCCUCAAAAUCUMUCAUUUGUAGCUGGGUAUGAAUGUAUAAAGCAUGACAAUAUGCUACUUCUUCCGUCCAAGUGGUYAAUGCUUGUUCCUCACAUCAUACCAAAGUCCUUUGCAAAUAUCUCAACAMUGCUGGGCAUCACGGAGCAACAACUCRCUGACAUCCAUGCACUACCCAAAGGCGAGAUCAUAAACAUGACUUUGAGACAAUACAUCRAUAUUACRAAAAGUCGUAUUCAUCCUUUGUUCAAAUGCAGGGAAARCAUGAAAAAUGACAUUGUGUUAACGAAAGCCCAGUCCAAAGGAGUUAGCGUUUCAUUGAUAGGGAAACAAAACGUUCUUCAGAUUCUCAUGAUGRUGUGYAGUGAYGUGUCCAUCUCCAAYWUGUCUGUAGUCAUGGACUGGGGUCCUGAUAAUAUGACAGUAUUGGGGAAUUAUACCAUGGAAGAUGCUGCUCUCUGUAAACGAAUGCCUGUGAAUAUUGUGAUAUCCCGUACUUUGAUGGCGCUUGUGACUAUGAUAUUGAACGARGUUCAUAAAUGUGUCAUCGUACCAUGUCGAUCAGGAACACUUCUCGACUACCAGACUUAUACGUGCAAAGAUAUCAAUGAAUGCAACUCAACUGCAGCAUCGAUAUGCCAAAAAAAUCAGAUUUGUCAGAACUACUUUGGUGGAUACGAGUGUGACUGUGUCAAACCAGGAACCUCGCUAGAAGACGGAAAACUAUGUGACAGAACGAAGCGCUACCAAAUUAAACUUAGAAUUAUAAACCGUGUUUUCGAUGAAAAUUUGAAGCUGCCUACCUCUCGUGAAUUCUACGAUUUGAAAGAGAACCUACAAAACAACAUWAAUAAAGUAUUUCUGAAGACUCUGAAUUUCAAGAUCCAUUACAAAGGAUGCAGAUUAAUUUCGUUCAGUGCUGGUAGUGUCGUGGCUGAUGUGUCGGUCUAUACAAGUCUUGAGUAUACAGGGACAUUGCAAAAUCUGGAACUUUAUUUUCAGAAUGGCUUAAACGAUAUUAAUGGAAAAUUCUAUCUAAAUGACCUUGAAGUAGAUAAAAAUGCUAUAAAAGCUUUAGACUAUGAUGAAUGUUCCAGCAACGCAAACGACUGUCACCAAGAAGCAACCUGCUCAAACGAGGAAGGAACCUUUUCCUGUACUUGUAAGAGUGGAUAUGAUGGAGAUGGAGUAACUUGCAAUGCUACAUUCCUGGCUACGUAUUGGUGGUUAGUCAUUAUCUUUGCAUUAGUCCUGAUCAUCCUGAUCAUUGUCAUUGUCUUAUUGCUCGUCAAGAGACCGAAACCAUCUUCCAGUUAUGGCGUAGGCGAUGAAGUGGCCGUGAUACACCAUGACGGUAUGACACGGUCAGGAAGUAACGUCAGCUACAAGAAUGGAGACGUGUUCUACAAGGACAAGGACGGAAACGUUAGACCAGGCAACAAGCACGCAGAACACCAGAACCCUUUGUAUGGGAGUCAAAUCCCUGAAAAUGUUUAUGAGAGCAACUGGGCUAGUAAUGUGAUGGCGAUGGACAACCUUGGUGCUGACCGGGUCAAGCCAGAACCACCCAAGAAUACUCCUGAUCAUAUGCUAUGAAAGCUUAUUUACAGCGCCAACGUUAAUAGAUGAACAAAAAGGAUAGCAGGAUAAACUGUUUAUGACAUUAUCAUGGUGAUCAUGAAAACCAGAGAAUCAAUGCUCGAGAUCAGUUUAGAUGCAUCAUAUUCAACCUAAGCACCGCUAAUGCAAAAAAGAUUGUAUUUAAAUCCAAAAGUUCAAAGUGAUAAUUCUGUGGUAAUUCUUACUAUGAUGAUUAAGAUACUUUUAAAUAUUCGUUUUGACAAACGUUUCGACGUGACUCACGUCAUCUUCAGUGUUAGUUCAUUACAAGUGAGUUAAAGCCAGUACAUUUAGMAAAUAUAUUUAGCAAAUAUAUUCAGUACGAAAAUUCAUUGAUAUAGUUUUUGCACUCUUUAUAGUUUAUCCAUUUUUGGAUUGGUGAUUUUCAACUAAAUUUAGAAUCACGUGAUUGCUUUUGACCAAUGAGAGUGAAGAGUAAAGCAUUCUUGAGUCACAUAGUAUUAUAUAAGAAACACGUACGUUCGGGGAAAAUCACUCCUAAAAAUACUAUCAUUCCCAARAGAGUUAAGAGACUAAGUCUUUGGCGGCCAUGUUGGUGGUAUGAACAAAGAAGACUAUUAGACCCCUUGCAUGACGUGACGUCAAUGCAGCUCAAUUUGGAGAACACAAAAUAAUUUCAAUUAUUGAGCUGCAUUCUGAAGUGCUGCAAGGGGUCUAUUCACUGAAAAAAGCUAUAGGUAAAUACCAACAAUAUGACGUCGAUGACGUAACGUGCAAAAAAAAUUUGAUCCCAACAUUACGAUUGCGAUUCCGCUACACUGGCACAUAGGGGCAUGAUAUUCAGAAAAGCACUUACCUCUUCACCUACGGUAUAUUUAACCUAUUUCGAUAUGGAUAUGCCAUAUCGUUCAAUCCUUCAAAAUAGAUGCCGAACCCCUCCCCCCAUAAAAAAUGUUUAUACACAUUCAAUAAUGCAAUGUAUUUUUAUAGAAAUAAUCAAGUGAUAAUGCAUGGAACUUUUAAGUUUUUAAAAGCAUGAGUCUAUAAUCAAAUGAAAUUAUUGAAAGCAUGCCAAAACCACACCACGAUAUUUGUAUUGAUCAGCACAAUYGAGUGCGACGACAAAUGUUGUCAAUAAAAAUCAAAUUUUCCUGA